Molecule: messenger RNA, 1837 nt
Organism: Contarinia nasturtii (swede midge)
Lineage: Eukaryota; Metazoa; Arthropoda; Insecta; Diptera; Cecidomyiidae
Exons: 5
Coding region: 205-987 (260 amino acids)
Biological process (GO): sodium ion transmembrane transport
Cellular component (GO): membrane
Molecular function (GO): ligand-gated sodium channel activity
Source: RefSeq, a predicted model, not a curated record
CUUCAGUGCCAACAUCGAAUGGAAUUUUCAAGUAAAAAUUUGAUUUUCAAUCAUUUAAAAUCACAUUAGUAAAUAUGUUACAUCAAGCGGUACAAAGUGUAAAUCAAACUGUUAUUUUGGAUAGUUUUUGUUGUAAUCUCAGUAUAUUUUUGUAGUUCAUCAAUUCGUGAUAUUCUAACGGAUUGGAAAGAAAAUCCAGUUACGAUGUGUUUAACUGAAAUACCAGCUCCAAUUUCAGCCAUUCCAUUUCCAACCGUGACUGUAUGUGCAUCGAACAAACUUCAUAAGGCAAAAUUUAAAACAGGUCAACAAUUAAAAAAUAAAAGUCUCAUAUGUGACACGUAUGGAGGAGAAUUGAAUGAAUUUGCAAAUGAAACGGUGUAUGAUUCAAUGCAAGAGAUUGCGCCCGAUGACAUUGUAUCAUUUUGUUGGUGGCGUAUGUUGAAUUUCAAAGGUUCCGAAAUGUUUACACCAAUUUUAACUGAAGAAGGUCUCUGUUUUGCAUUCAAUGCCUUAAGUUCGCAUGAAAUUUAUACAAAAGAAAUGGCCCUGGGAAUGAUGAAUGUAAAGACAAACUCAAAUAUAUCACAUUGGAGCCUUGAAAAUGACGAUGAAAUAAAUAAGAAUGCGUAUCCAAUACGUAUAUUCAAUUUCAGAUCUGAUGCUUCGCUGCGCAUGGAACUUUACCUUGGCGAUAAUGAAUUUUAUUCGUGUAGCUUGAAGGGAAAACCAGCUUUCGCAUAUUUAUUCAUAUGCCGGGCGAAGUGCCUUAAAGCGACCAUGAUUACAAAAUCAGAAGGACUACGCUACUAUUCACCCGAACAAAGACAAUGCUUUUUCAAUUCAGAUCGUCAAUUGCGUUUCUAUAAAAUAUAUACACAAAAUAAUUGUGAAUCAGAGUGUCUGGCCAAUUUUACUCGAACUAUGUGCGGAUGCGUGAAAUUUUCCAUGCCAAGUACAAAUGAUAAGAAUAUUUUUUACAAAUAAAUAUAUUACAAUAUAUUUUAUUUAAUUUUUGGGAGACAAUGAAACAAAAAUCUGCAGCACAGUGAAAAGUGAAUGUUACGAAACUGCAGCAGGGAAUCUGUAUGGUGAAGAUAUCGUUGAUGGUUGGAGGAUAAUGAAGCAAAAUUAUGUCGAAAAAAUUGUAAUUGUUUACCAUCCUGUACAUCGAUUUCGUAUGAAGUAAUUGAUCAUAUCCAGAUAUAGGAUCAAAGUGAUAUUUUGGAGAAAACCUCAUGGGUCACAAUUCACUUCAAAACACACGAAGUGACUACGUAUAAACCAGCCGAAUUGUAUACUUUUUCAAACCUUUUGGCCAUCGGUGGUGGCCUUUAUUUUUGGGAAUUUCAGCGCUCAGUAUCGUGGAAUUCCUUUACUAUUUCACCAUUCGAACCUAUUGGAAUAUUCAACAUUGGAAAUUGAAUCGAGUAAUGCCGCUUAGACGAUCAAUUAUACCAACCAUUUCUCAAGAUAUUUCAAAUGAGUAAAAAUAAAAACCAAAAUGUCUUACAUCCGUAAGAUGAACUUUUCCGCACUUUUCAGAUUCAUAAAUAAUAAAUGGAUGUUGUGUUUAUCUGACGUUAGUUUUGCAAUGCAAAUAGUUUUUGACAGAGUAAUGUGAAUUUUUGCAUGGGAGCCAUGCCUAUAAAAAAUGAAUGUUGGCAUAGGUUAUUUUUAUUCAUCAAAAAAUGAAAUUCUGAAAAAAGGAUUUUUUUUACCAAAAAGGGAAAGACCCCGUUCAUUACUUUUGAUCCGAAUGGAAUCAUAACACCCUUUUAAAUCUUUACACUAAAUACAAUCGAAUUUUAUCGGAAUUCUGUCCGAACUUUUCCGG